AUGGACCGCCGGCGCGUCGCGACGCCGCCGCUGUUCCGCGCGGCCGCGGCGCUGCUCCUCGCGUCCGCGCACGUCGCGCCCCUCCUCCCGGGCGCGGACGCCGCCAAGCCCGUCAAGCAGGUGGAAUACUGCGACGGCCAAGCCACUGCGGCCAGGCUCGGGUUCGGCUACGAGUGCCCGGAGCACGCGAUCGAUCCGAGCUUCAACUCCGAGACCGAUCCCGCGGAUUCGUGCGAGGCGAUUCAGCGCCUCUACCCGCCCGCGCCCGACGCGCCCUACUGGUUCUACAACACCGCGAGGAAGUGCCUCAACGAUCCGUGGACCCGCGUCGAAGAUGCCACGCUCAUCCCACAUUCCUCGGUUCCCAACCCCGCGGGCGUGAGAUACCAGCUUUCGUGGGGCGGCGGUGAGUACCAGUACAACGACACAGACUCUGGGAACAUGUACAAAACCCCGAACGCCACCUACGAGUCCCUGACGGACGGACGCGGCGCGUGGGGUAGCGACGAACCCGUGUGGCGCAGCGGGGACACCGGCGACGCCGCAUGGCUCCAGGCUGACUUUGGAGAGAACGUCACGGUGAAUGAGAUUUGGGUAGCGAGCGGCCGCGACGAGGUUUGGGGAACCUGCGGCGACUACUCCGCGACUGAAUACUACGUGAACGCGUCCGUCGAUUGCACCGAGGGAUCGUUCAUUCAAAUCGGCAGCCUCGGACACGUCUCGGCGCCCAAUCACACCGUGGGUGCCCCGCCGGAGCCUCGAUGGCCGGCGGGCGCCGACGAGGUCACCGCUCGAUGUUUUCGAAUGUAUCCGUCGGGCGCCGCGAACGGAACGGACGCCGACAAGUCGUGGGGGUGCCUCGGGGAGUUUCGCAUGGAGUACCGCGACGACACGCCGGCGACGUGCGAGUGCGAGAGCGGCGCGUGCAUCUGGGGCGAGGAGGCGACGCCGCGCGUCGAGGGCGGGCCGGCGAAUCGGGGUCCGGUGGGGAGAUACGUCAGGGUCAUUUCGCCCGGCCCUGGAGCUGCUUUGGAGCAGCAGUUUACAUUCAUUCCUAACAGGCAUUGUGGAGGGAACGAAUAUUCCCGCAAAUCAUUGAAGGAUUGCGCGACCAUGUGCGCCGAAGAUCCGGGUUGCGUCUCUUUCUCAGCGCAUACAGAUCUCGGCCAAGAUUGGACGUCGACUUCGACAGCAAGGUGCCUUGUAUCAUAUGGAACAUGCACCGGGGGCUCGCCAGACGGGUAUCUCAACCUUUUCAUAAAACGACUAACCCCCGCCGCUAUCGAAUUGGACGGACACUUCAUCGCGUGGAACGUGGAGUCACUCGAGCGCUUCGACCAGUCGGGGAUGCCCGAGGAUCUCCAGCUGGCGGUGGGCGCUACGGCGUCAUCCGUCACCGGCGUCGGCGCGUACCCCGCGUGCUACGCGUACGAUUGGGACGGCGUCGAUCCAGCCGAGCGACACGACGCGUGCGACGUGAACGUGUGGAAUUUGAACUCUCUGAACGAUCCGUACGUGGCGACGGACGAAAAGGCGCCGCCGUUGACCCCAGAGUGGGUCGAACUCGACCUCGGCGAGGAAAAGGUCGUCGACGGGCUGCACAUCAAGUUUUCGGAUGAAGACAGCGAUGCGUCGAGCUCGAACAACGUCACCUUCUACUCGAUCCCGUAUUUCGAGAUUCUAGACGAGAACCGCGACCGGGUGUACGUGAGCACGCAGCGAUGCAACGAGAAGAACUGCGUGUUGGACCUGACCGACGGACCGGACGCUCACCCGCGAGACGCGGGACACGAUCGGCUCAGCGACACGUCCUUCGUCCCGUACGACUACUCCGGUUUGUUCUACGGCGGCAGAAGCACAAGCUGCGCGUCUUUACCCGACGGAGGGGUGACCCAGUGCAAGGCUGAGUGCGACUGCACGUUUGACUCCGGCUGUACGAAAGGAAGCGGCGGCGUGUGCGGAUACGACUGCACGGGCGCGUGCCAUUGCGGUUGCGCGGGCGGUGGCGGUUGGGCGAAUGCCGGUACCCUGGAGGUCUGCCACGCCUACUGCGAUCUCGCUUACGUUCACAACGGAGACAAGACGGCGGCGACCGCGGCGGCGGCCGCGGUGACUAGAUUGAGCCGGGAACAGGCUUUUGAUUGGGAUCUGGUCGUCGCGCAUCACAGCAAAUGGAGGAACGAAAUAGUGAUCCCGCCGUACUACACUGUGAGCCUGGUGGCGACCAUCGGCGAGUCCCUCGCGGCUGGCAACGCGGUGAAAUCGGAGGAGUUUCCCUUGGGUUCCACCGCCGCCUCGGUGAAUUGCUCGGACGAGGGCUUCGGGAUUGACAAGAACAACCGAACCUUCGCGCCGGAUGCGAAGACCAAGGCGUGUUGGUGCCGGACCCGCGGUCUGCCCGUGACCAAGCGAUGGUGCGACAUGAGAUCGGAUCCGGCGGAGUCGAACUUCGACCCGCCCGACCUCGAGGACCCUUCCUGCACUUCGGUGAAGGUCAACGGGUACAGCCUGCGCAAAGAUCAAGACGGCUGGAUCCUGAUCGCGGCGUACAAUCACCAAGCGGGCACCAACCCAUCUGCGGUGCCGGGUGUCAUUCCGGAGUCGCCCACGGAGGGCUUCUCUCACGUCUGGCCCGGCACGGACAUUGGACUGACCGCCUCGGACAUCGCCGAGGUUCGGUUCUAUUGCCACACCAGCAAUCACGACCGCGUGAUGCACUUCUCGGUGAACAACGACUGGGUCAAGACGGCCAUCUUGACUGGAAGCCUCUCGGGUAACUCAGUAUCGUACUGGAACUCGGGCACCACAAAGCUCGCGGGGCACACGGCGAACCUCCCGGAUUCCACAAGCCAUGUCAACACAGACAGUGAUGUCAACAAUUUCUUUUCGGGCAUUUCAUUCUGGGAAUGGGGUGCUAGUCAUUGGAGGUUGCUACCCAACUGGGAAUGCGACGAUGCCGGCUUUUUCUCUGCUCACGACACCUUGCAUCAGGUCUGGAUCAAGCUGGCGCGAUAG
Molecule: messenger RNA, 3015 nt
Organism: Micromonas commoda
Lineage: Eukaryota; Viridiplantae; Chlorophyta; Mamiellophyceae; Mamiellales; Mamiellaceae
Exons: 2
Coding region: 1-3015 (1004 amino acids)
Source: RefSeq, a predicted model, not a curated record